UGUCGAUUCAGUCACACUCGUAAGAGGAGCAAACACUCAUCGGGAACCCGCUGUCAUGCCGCAUGAUGCCGCGUCGCCCCCAACGACGUCAACGGCAGUGACAUCUCCACUCGUGCCCGGUGCAUCGCCCUCGUCCUUGGCGUCGUCGGUGCCGUGGCUGGAGCUCUUGCGAUCGCCCGUCGUGCUCAAAACUGCUGCCGUUGCAUUCGCUGUCGGCGCUGUCGGCACUGCCCUGCUAUUACAACUGACUCGCCGUAGGAGAUUGCCCUCGGACCCCGCCGCAGCCACAGCCACAGCCACAGCCACGACAGCGGCGGCGGUGACCCAGCCUCUCUUUGAUCUGCUGGAGAACGGGAACGGAAGCGCGGCCGCCUCAUCCAGCCCUGCUCCUGCUACUCCAAGCCAAGCACAUCAUCCUCAGCAGCAGCAGCAGCAGCAGCAGCAGCAGCAGCAGCAGCAGCAACAACAACAAGGCUCAGCCCAGCCGUCGCGCGUGAGUGCAGCGCAGACCCAGGCUGAAGGCCAAGACAUGCUCGAUUUGCUGUACGCGAUCGCCGAGGACCAGUCAACACGCAAUGGUACUUUCCACCACGGCGUGACGUGCAAUGCGUGUGGCAUGUCGCCAAUCACGGGCAUACGGUUUAAAUGUGCCAACUGCAUUGACUUUGACCUGUGUGAUACCUGCGAAGCCACGGCCAACCACCACUUGGCACACGUAUUCAUCAAAAUUCGCAUCCCCAUCCCGCCACUCUCCAACCCACGCGCCGUGAUCUUGCCUCAACUAUACCCAGGAGGCCGCAAAGAGAUUAAGGGCAAACUGAGUUGGAAAGACACGCGAUUAAUCCAGCAGAGAACGCAUUUUGAAGCCGCUGAAAUUGACGUUCUCUUCCAACAAUUUCAAGUGCUGUCGACCGUGUACACCGAUCAACAUGAUGGCGGCCUCGAUCGUACAGUGUUCCGACAAUGCCUUGGCAAUGUUGGAGCGUCAUCGAACAUUUUGAUUGAGGCGCUUUUCAACUUUUUCGACGCCAACAACGACGGCGUCAUUUCGUUCAUCGAGUAUGUCGUCGGCCUGUCCAUUCUCACAAAGGGCACGCUUCAAGAGCAAUUGCCAGCCAUUUUCCGAGGAUAUGACCCGCAGAACACGGGCUACAUCUCACGGGAACAACUCACGAGCGUCCUUCGAGCGCGAUUCUUGCUGCACAUGGAUAUGGUGCGCGAGGUGAUUCACGGAAUCGAAGAAGACGUGUUGCACGACUUUGACGACGAAAACGGCAGCAAGCCGCUCUCUGCCACCUUCACUGCUCCCAUCCCGACAAACAUGAGUCUUCCAGACUUGGCCCCGCGGCCACCCAAUGCUGCCCCCAUCGCAAUGGCCUCUGCCUCUUCAUCCUUGUCCGUCGACAUGAUUGAACAAAUCGAGCGAGCUGCGGCCAUGUCCAUCAGCGAAGCGCAGUCUGGAGACUAUCCGCGGACGCUUCUCUCUUCCAGUAGCAGCGCUUCACGAGCAGACCCCACCGAACCGGCGGUGAGGGAACUCCGGAUAAUAGAUGAACUUGGGCGCCUUGUGCCCAUGCAGGAGGUGCAGGAGGAGCAGGAGGAGCAGGAAGAGCAGGAAGAGAACGCAAAAAACCAGCUCGUCCAUGAGCGACAGCCUGAAUCCUCUAUCCUCUACCACAGGCACCAUUCCUGCAGCAAGUAGCUCCUUGGGUGCUGAACCGAAUGCGCUGGCGGACACCGACGCCGAUGUGGAGACCAACACCAGUGCUAUCGCCGAAAAUGACGCGAUAGCCGCUGAAACUCGCUCAAUGCCCGAAAGCCACUCUGGUGCAGACACCACCGCUUCCAGCGCGAAUGCUGCAGGUGCGGCUGAGGAACUCGCUGGAGCCGGUUUCACCGAAACCAACAACGCUGCUGUGGAUGAAGAGCAUACUGUGGAUGAAGCGCGUUCAGUGUCCGCACCUGAAUCGAAUGAUGUCGAGGCGGUGCAUCCCACCUUGAGUGAGCCCCAACCGCCAUUGCCGCAUUGGUCUGCUCCUGCGUCUGCAAUGGACGAGCUGAAUUCUGUUCCGCCACCUGCAGAGGGUCCUUCGCUGCGUCAGCUUCUCAGCACCCUCAAACGCGAACGCGCGCUAGCGUCCGCCCGCAACGAUUCGGCCAGCUCCCUGCACCUGUUGCAUUCUCUCACAACUCAGUCUAUUGCAGAGCUCGUAGACUAUAUCAUGAAGCAUGCAGACACGGAUGGCGACGGCUCCCUGUCCUAUGAGGAGUUUGUUGCUUGGACGACGCACGACACGACUCUGCUUGGGUGGUUUGAAGCGUUUGGAGGGGUCUUUUGAUGUAGUUAUUGAUCAAUCAAACUUUUAUGAGCAAAACAAGCAAUCAACACACACAC
Messenger RNA from Capsaspora owczarzaki ATCC 30864, 2395 nucleotides. RefSeq lists its product as hypothetical. The record is from RefSeq and is a predicted model, not a curated record. The transcript has 4 exons. Lineage: Eukaryota; Filasterea; Ministeriida; Capsasporidae. Gene Ontology annotation, molecular function: zinc ion binding; calcium ion binding. The coding region runs from base 56 to 1702 and encodes 548 amino acids.